CACAACUAUCGGCACCGGUCCGAAGAAUUACCUGCUCCAGCCUGCAGCACACGCGACAUCUCAUUCCACUUUCGCCCCGUCGACGUGUCACACUCCCGCGAGCCGCUCCAAGGAACCCGAACAGCACCUACCUGAUAGGUUUCCAAUUGGAAAAUCUCGUGUCGUCUGCACGAACGCACACAGCUUGAUAUUACUUGUCGAAGUCCGAAAGCAUCGAUCACCGGACGCACGCAGAAGCUCGCAUCCGGUCUCGCUGCCGCCUUGAUCGGAAAAAGAGAAUAGAUUCAGGUACCAGGGGCCGUAGGACUGCUCUUGAGAACGACGUUGAAGCUACAAAGAGGAGACCAGAGAUAAGAUGACCUACUUCAACGCGACGGUAUGGGAUCUGGCCAGGGACCAGUAUGGCCGGCCUUGCUGGGCGAACAAGAUAACCGGGCGGGUUACGUACCAACUUCAAGAUGGGAACGGCCUUCCAUUGUGGCCACACGGUAGGAUGAACUGCCCGGUACCAUGCACCAUGGAAACGGUACCUGCGGGGAUGGGCAACGCACCUGCGGGGCAGGGCGUACCUCCUAUGGGAGGAGUGGGCAGCAUCGUGCCUGCAGGAGGGGCGUGGGUGGUACCGGUGGUCGGCCAGUCCACGGGGACGGUCGUGAUUGUAGGCGACGAAUGCAAGGAGGACAAGUGGUCUGAGUACACCGACGACAACGGAAAGAAGUACUACCACAACCCCUCAAAGGACGAGACCACGCGGGAGAAGCCCAAAGACUUCGACAAGAAGGAGGGAAAGCCCGCCCCGCCCGCCGACACCGAGAAGAAGGAGAAGAAGAAGCCUAAGUACAUCGUCACGCGAGGUUGGUGGCCAUGAAUCGAAGUACACAUUUCCACAGUGAAGUGAUCAUCACUCGGAGUAAGUUGAACCGUGACACAGUUCCAUAUUGGGCACGUUUAGAGGCAUGAUUGUACUUGCAGACGAGUCUCCUCGACCAAUGGGCAUAUAAAACAUAGCAGUACUGGCGUAUUGAGCUGAUGAAGUGUUUUGCAAACGUUUUCUGUGUCGUGGUACCGUCGAGCUCGCGUUUGACCGUUCCUAAUUCUUUUGUGUUCCGUGUCGUUUGUAGAAUGACUCUUCGUGCCUCGCAUUAAGUUUUAGCUCGCGAUUUUAGUUGAUCCCCGGCUGUCGACUUGCGAGCGAAGUAGUGGUCACACUGCCUGUGGAUAGAUGUUGCCUGAGGCAUGCCACACACCCUCAGAAAAAUUGACUUGUAUUCACCCGUGGAAGUAAAUAUUUUGGUAGACAGAAACAUGAGGGCAAACAGUUUUACGGUCGAGUUCUACUUUUGUGGCUUCGGUCGGGGGCAUGAAGAAUAUGCCCCAAUAGGUUACUCGCUAGAGAGAUAACGCACCGCUCUUGUUUGAAGGGGAGUUGCUUGCACGGGGGUUCCUAGUCGUUGCUGUUUUGACAUGUUUUCUGUGUACAGAAUUGUACCAAGUAGAUAUUUGCUGGGUGGGAGAGGCUCGAUGCUCUAGAAUAACUUCGCGUACCAGAAGCAAUCAAGAAGAGGUUGUCUGACUUCUGAGUGCGUCAAAGCCCCGCGUUCUAAGCGUGCAGUUUAUCUGUUUUGUUCCUGCUGCAGGAACUUGCGGGGAAGAAUUUAGGACCACAAAUCAAGCCACUAAAUGUACGGUGCACUGCUGUGAAGUCGAGAUGAAUAAUUGUUGCCGCUCGUGUGCUGCGAUCGGGCGCACGCAUCCUUGAGAUGUCGCACUUUUCCACGUAGAUACUGAACCUCGAGGUUGUUUAUGGCUUCAACGCAAAGGUGAUGUGAUGUACGUGUUAGGGUAGCGGGGGCUGGGGAGGGCAUGUUUGUACAACUGUACUUCAUGGUUUUGAGCAGUUUUUAUAUUCAACCUUUUUUCAAGGGCUUGCGGUGUCGUGUCUUGGCAACACUACUGCUGUACUGUAGUAUAAACGUUAAAAUGUAAAAGUCAGUCGGGCCUUCGGCCCUAUAUUCUGUGAUGUCCGACGAUGUCUUCUGGUUCGUCAACGGGCGUACGAAUGUACAAUAAAGUAAAGUAGAGCCGGUGAGUCUUCCCCCCCACCCAGCGUCCUCGCGGUAGGCAGUGUACUACCAUCAUCAUCAAUCAUCGUAGAACGAAGAUGAUACUGACCGGCGGGCUCAAGAUGAUUCUCGUCCCCUGAAUCGAGUGGAAUUUUUGUGAGGGAGGAAGAAGAGUGGACGGUGUGUGUAUAUAUAUAUAUAUAUUUGGCAUUUGAGGGUAGGAGGCGCUUCUCUCCUGUGGGGUCUUUGCCAGGAAUAGCCCGCGGUCGAGUUUUUUCUUCCUUGUACCUGACGACGGUACGACGGUACAGGUGUGCACUUACCUGGACCCGGAUUUGUAGAGAAAUGGUGCCCGCAAGAAAAGCACCGGGGAGAACAAGGUGGGAUACAGGAAUAUUCUGCCAAGGACAGACAGUAGGAAGUGGGUGUGACUAGAUCACCUCUUUGCACGUGUUGGGUAGGUAAGACGGAGGGGUUUGCUCUACUCUUCCAACAAAGAUUUUUCUCGUUUUUUCUUUGACGUUGUUUCAAGUUUUUCAUGAAGUGAGAACCGGGACGAGGCUGAGCGGGACGGUGGGAGUAUAGGAUGGGCCUGGCCGCCCGAAAACCAACCGCCAUACUUUGACGGGUCAGUAAAAAAAAAACUGUGUCAGUUUUCGUGGUGAGUUUGAGUCGUCGUUGGGAUUUGGCGAUGUACAGUAUCUCGACGACAGCAUGGUUUGAGUACAUUCGAUUGAGUUGCAUUUUUUUCGCGAGCAGGAAGACUUGCUCGAGUUUUUGAGCCUUUUCCCCCUGUUUAUUUUGGGUGUAACGGAAAGGACGCCUUCAACCGGCCGGGCCAAUCAAUGUGGAAUUAAUAUAUCGACGUGCAGAUUCAAUAUAUUUUACGACGACUUCAGUAAGAAUUGUUCAUCCAUACUCAAC
Molecule: messenger RNA, 2987 nt
Organism: Ectocarpus sp. CCAP 1310/34
Lineage: Eukaryota; Phaeophyceae; Ectocarpales; Ectocarpaceae
Source: the annotation of a GenBank genome assembly